AUGUUUCUUGAUCGAGCACCGAAUCUUUAUUCAUUAAAACUCACCUGUAGUAAACUCUCACUUCCAGAAUUGGCAUUAUUCAAAAACAGUAGCGUAUCGGUUCGUCGUCUUGAUUUAUAUGGAUAUACCAAACAUAAAGAUUGGCAAUGGUUUAAUAGGCAACAAUGUAUUGUAUUAUGUAAUUCUCCUUUGGGUAUUCACUGUGAAGUUCUUCGAAUUAAAGUUGAACAUCCGAUGGAUGUACUAGAACUUGUCUAUUCAAUGCCGCACCUGCGAGCAUUGAAUGUUCAGAUUAUGGACGAUGAACAUAAUGUACCGGGUUUUAAACCACAUCCAACAGACGAUGAACUUCUUCAAUUUUUGCAACAUUCUCUAGAUUACACUUGUAUUGUUACAAGAAAUCAAUUUGAUUCUCGUAACAUUCAAUUGUGGAUUCGCUGA
Messenger RNA from Rotaria sp. Silwood1, 441 nucleotides. Lineage: Eukaryota; Metazoa; Rotifera; Eurotatoria; Philodinida; Philodinidae. The record is from the annotation of a GenBank genome assembly.